Molecule: messenger RNA, 537 nt
Organism: Ogataea philodendri
Lineage: Eukaryota; Fungi; Ascomycota; Pichiomycetes; Pichiales; Pichiaceae
Exons: 1
Coding region: 1-537 (178 amino acids)
Source: RefSeq, a predicted model, not a curated record
AUGGUUUCCUGGUGGAUUUGGCUUCGUAGAUGGCAGAUCUCGGCCAGAAUCUGGAAGAUCUCUCCCGGACACCCGUUCAUCUUGGCAGUGGAGAUCGGGUCGCUUUUCGUGCCGUACCACUCGGGACUGCAGAACGGCACGCGACAGUCGGGCGAAACCAUAGCGGAAACCGUGUCAAACCAUGCGAAAACACAGACCAGCGUUUGCGACUGGUCAAUCUGGCUCAAAGCAGACUUGAACUGGGGGUCUCUGGCGAUAGACGCGAACAGUUUCAAAAAAAUCCUCGACAAGGCAGACCGGCCGCUUUCGAGAAUGGCGAAGAUCAAAUGGACGUACAAUAAAAGCAGAAUCACAAAGAAGUUGGUCUGCUUUCUGUCGUUGGCUUCUUCGUUUUUCAAGUUGAUAACGAUGUUUUCCACGUUCAACGACGAAUCUUCUGGCUCUUCUUCCGACUGUUUGCGCGAAGUAUCUUUCGACCGGACGUAUUUGAUCAAAUACUCCAUGGUGUUAUUGAUGUGCAGAAUACCUUUCUUGUAG